Messenger RNA from Ectocarpus sp. CCAP 1310/34, 666 nucleotides. Lineage: Eukaryota; Phaeophyceae; Ectocarpales; Ectocarpaceae. The record is from the annotation of a GenBank genome assembly.
AGGGAAUCGGUGAAUAGGACUACGGUUCCCGGUCGACUUUCGCUGUUGAUACAGUCUUCCCUCCUGUCUCCGCCGCAGAAGUAUUUGCUCGAUGUCUAAAUCGAGGCUUCCCGCGCAACACUUUGCUGUUUGUUCACCACAGAAGUACCCGCUACUGCUGUUGCAGCAGCGGUAACGUGUGUGUAUAAUGAACUCUCAGCCCCUUGGUGUAGAUGACCAAGUAGUGCGCUCACUUUCGUUUCCGCUGACCGUUGAUGAUCUCCCAAAUCUCCGAAUCCAGAGUUCCGCUCGAAGUCCACAGACGGAUGUUGUAGUCCACAGCAGUAGGAUGCCUUGACCUCCGUCGUGGCGUCCGCAGCUCCUAGUGUUCGCGUAAAGCGAGGCUCAUAAACUCACAAUAUGUGGCGUCCUGCAGCAGCGGAGGCGGCGGUGCUGCUGUAGCUCGUAGACUUUGUAGUCUACCACAGAGGUUACACUGCUGUCACCGCUCUAUCACAGAGGUUGGUCUACACUGCUGUGAGAUCGGUAGGCCCGAGCGAGCUUUGGAAAGAGAAAUGUAGAUAGAUGUUCUUAUCAACUGACUCCCUGGUCAGGCUUUGAUGGGUGCUAGAUGAGAGUGAGCACAAGGGGCGAAGGCGCGCUUGUGUCUCAUCUCAACAACAAAAC